Messenger RNA from Centropristis striata (black sea bass), 1401 nucleotides. RefSeq names its product NADH:ubiquinone oxidoreductase core subunit S8b (gene ndufs8b). The record is from RefSeq and is a predicted model, not a curated record. Lineage: Eukaryota; Metazoa; Chordata; Actinopteri; Perciformes; Serranidae. Bases 46 to 684 code for a protein of 212 amino acids. Gene Ontology annotation, molecular function: 4 iron, 4 sulfur cluster binding; NADH dehydrogenase activity. The transcript is spliced from 7 exons. Gene Ontology annotation, biological process: mitochondrial electron transport, NADH to ubiquinone; mitochondrial respiratory chain complex I assembly. Gene Ontology annotation, cellular component: membrane.
UUCGUCUGCCUGUUGGUUGUUGCUCAUCUAAAACGUGUGACAAAGAUGUCCACUGCACUGAAUCUGCGUGUUCUCCACUUCUACUCAAAGCCAGGCACAUUUGGGUAUUGCCCUGGUGUCAUCCGGCCAUUCAGUCUCAGUGUGCAGAGAGAGGGCUACAAGUAUGUAAAUGCUCAGGAGCCUCAAACAGACCUGAGGUCCAUCACUGACCGGGCUGCCACAACCCUCCUUUGGACCGAACUCUUUAGAGGUUUGGGGAUGACCAUGAGUUACCUGUUCCGUGAACCUGCCACCAUCAACUACCCUUUUGAGAAGGGCCCUCUGUCACCCCGCUUCCGUGGAGAACAUGCCCUCCGCCGCUACCCGAAUGGAGAGGAGCGAUGCAUCGCCUGUAAGCUGUGUGAGGCCAUCUGCCCUGCUCAGGCCAUUACCAUUGAAGCUGAGACUCGAGCUGAUGGCAGCAGAAGAACUACACGAUAUGAUAUUGAUAUGACCAAGUGUAUCUACUGUGGCUUCUGCCAGGAAGCCUGUCCAGUUGAUGCCAUUGUUGAGGGUCCAAACUUUGAGUACGCCACAGAGACCCACGAGGAGCUGCUGUACAACAAAGAGAAGCUGCUCAACAAUGGUGACCGAUGGGAGUCUGAGAUAGCAGCCAACAUACAAGCAGACUACCUGUACAGAUAGAUCUGUACACUGCCCACAAAAAAACCCGAUAUAUCUUAUCGUCCUGCUAUGCUUUAAAGAGAUUAAAUAGUUUUUAAAAUAUUCCAAAGAGUUACAAAAGAGCAAUGAAGCCUUGCAGCCAUAGAUUCUUUCGUCAGCACUGAGAAAACAAUAUAAUCACGCACAAAUUAUAUGUCUGGUGAUGUAAAGAUGGAUGAUGUAGGACUUUAUGAUGUUAGCUCUAUAGUCUUAAACCCUUGUAACCUAUGCACUGUCUGUAAUGGGCUCCUUUCUCCUGCACUUUAAAAACCCUUUUUUCCGGAUGUAAUAUCCAGAUACUGAAAUAAAUCAUGUUUUUAAAACAUUAACUGUUAUUCCACCUGUUGCAUUACAGCUGGUGCUAAAACAGUUAAUUGAUCAAUUAAAUAGUUAAUUGAUUUAGUUAAAUCAUGUAUCUAACUGUAAUGUUGUUUUAUAUCACAAUUAAUAGACUGUUGGUGAAUAAAACAUGCAAUUAAAUCCACUUUGCUGGUAUUUCUGUUUUGAUAUUGGUCUCUGGGAUGGGCAUUUUUGUAAUCAUUUCCUGAUAUCAAGACCAAACGAUUGAUUUAUGGAGCAAAUAAUCAGAAAAACAAUCAGUAGUUGCAAUCCUAUAAUGAAAAAGUUAACAUAAAAAUAACUUAUUAUUCAUAAUUAUAUUUGCUUAGAAUUUGUCAUGAAUAAAACAACUUUAUUAAU